AUGAAGAUGGUAAAAGCACCUUUUAUGGAAGGUUGUAUUUUGAUGAAUUUAGAACAUUCUUUUUGUUGUGGCCAACAAUUACCUCUACCUCCUCUACUACCUUCAGCUCCUCUACCACCUCUAGCAAUUUCAACAUCUCAGCUAUCUUUACAAAUUUCUGCUUUACUAACUUUGGCUUCAGAAACACUAGCUUCUUCACAAGA
Scutellospora calospora is the source of this 203-nucleotide messenger RNA. The record is from the annotation of a GenBank genome assembly. Lineage: Eukaryota; Fungi; Glomeromycota; Glomeromycetes; Diversisporales; Gigasporaceae.